Molecule: messenger RNA, 5395 nt
Organism: Sorex araneus (European shrew)
Lineage: Eukaryota; Metazoa; Chordata; Mammalia; Eulipotyphla; Soricidae
Product: plasma membrane ascorbate-dependent reductase CYBRD1
Exons: 4
Coding region: 47-898 (283 amino acids)
Cellular component (GO): lysosomal membrane
Molecular function (GO): oxidoreductase activity
Source: RefSeq, a predicted model, not a curated record
AGUCGCUGCCCGCAGCCCCGGCGCGUUCCCCAGGGUGCAGAGGGCCAUGGACGGUUACUACGGCUUCCUGGCGCUGCUGGUGUCGGCGCUGCUCGUGGGCUUCCUGGCCGUACUCUUCACCCUCGUCUGGGUCCUGCAUUUCCGCGAGGGACUCGGCUGGGACGGCACCGCGCUCGAGUUCAACUGGCACCCGGUGCUCCUGGUCACCGGCUUCGUCUUCAUCCAGGGCAUCGCCAUCAUCGUGUAUAGAUUGCCAUGGACCUGGAAAUGCAGCAAGCUCCUGAUGAAAUCCAUCCACGCAGGCUUAAAUGCCAUUGCAGCCAUUCUUGCCAUUAUCUCACUGGUGGCCGCGUUUGAUUUCCACAAUGCCAUGAAGAUACCCAAUAUGUACAGUCUGCACAGCUGGGUUGGACUGACCGUUGUUGUGUACUACAUUCUACAGCUUCUCUUAGGUUUUCUCAUCUUUCUGCUUCCCUGGGCCCCGCCAUCGCUCCGAGAAUUUUUCAUGCCCAUCCACGUCUAUUCAGGACUUGUCAUCUUUGGAACAGUGAUUGCCACAGUGCUUAUGGGAGUGACUGAGAAACUGAUUUUUUCCCUGAAAAAACCUGCAUACAGUUCAUUUCCACCUGAAGGCGUUUUCACAAAUGUUCUUGGCCUUCUGGUUCUGGUGUUUGGUGCCCUCAUUUUCUGGAUCGUCACCAGGCCUCAAUGGAAACGUCCCAAGGAACCAAAUUCAGUCCUUCUUCGUUCGAACGGAGGCGCCGCAGAGGGAGCAGACAGCUCCUUGGCAGUCAACCUCAGCAAUACUGAUAGGGCAGAUUCUGAGUUAAACAGUGAAGCUGCAGCUCGGAAAAGAAACUUCACCCUGGAUGAGGCUGGCCAGAGAUCCACCAUGUAACGUGUUGUAGAGAUGUAAGCCUAGAAGGUGCCUAGAAAAACUAACUCUACAGCUUAACUCCUCCUACUGGGAGAGGUCAAUGUUUGUUUUAUUUUGUUAUGUUUUAUUUAGUUCGAUUUGGUAACAUUCAAGAUUUAUGAAAAAAAAAAAAGUAAAAAGGACAGUAUUCCCCAAAAACUCUACUCCAAAAAGACAUGUACUCUCCUAUAAUCAUUGCAGCAGUAGCCCAAAUCUGGAAACAACCCAAGGGUCCAAGAACAGAUAAACUGUGAUACAUAAACUCAGUGGAGUACCACUAGGCUAUAAGAAAUGACACAAUCAUGCAGUUUGUUGCCACGAGGAUAGAACUGGAGGGGAUCAUGCUGAGUGAAAUCAACCAGAAGAGGGACAGAAGAAGAAAUGAUCUCUUAGGUGUGGCAUUUAAAGAAGCUGAGUAAGGGAAUAACAAACGGGCCAAGGCAACAGAACCUAAGAACUGGUCUUUUCUUCCCCAGGCAGGGAGAUAGGUGGGGAUCCUGAGGUGGUUGUGUAGAAAAGGGGUCCCUGGUGGAGAAAACAUAUGUAGUGCUGGAACAUUGUAUGCAUGACCCCAUAUCAUGAAUGGUAUUCUAAAUCACAACAGGCUCAAGAGCAUAUUCAUGUUGCCAGGGAUCAGAAUGUUUCUAUGUACCUUUCUGCUACACUCACCUUGGCAACCAGCACUCUGGAAAAUGCCUUGACCAUGUCAGUCCUAAGCUCAGCAUUGUGGUCUGUCAUCCUUCCCCUAGAGAAAAGAAUUUCAGGAGGACACUAAAUAGUGAAUAGUGAAGCAAGGUAGUUUUUAUGGAAUGAAACUUGCUUAGAAAGAUGUGUAGAGAAAAAGAGAAGUGUAUUCAAAAGAGGGAAUAAAGGACCCUUGCCUUGUGCACAACUGACCUGGGUUCAAUCCCCAUAUGGUUUCCCUGAGACCUCCAGGAGUGAUCUCUGAGCAAAGAACCAGGAGUAAUCCCUGAGAACCAAUUAGAGAGAGAGAGAGAGAGAGAGAGAGAGAGAGAGAGAGAGAGAGAGAGAGAGAGAGAGAGAGAGAGAGAGAAUAAAUAAGGCUUCUUCAGAGUAGAAAAUUGCAAACAAGCAUAGAAACAAAAAAAAUCAAGGUAUGUAUUUAAGGGAUAACAUGAGAUUGAAGAGCAAGCAUGAACCUCUUGAAAAAGUUUGUAUUGAUUGAGGCCCAAAUCAGAAAAAGGAGCAGAUAUUACUGGUGGCUCCAUCAUUUCUGUGUGUGUGUGUGUGUGUGUGUGUGUGUGUGUGUGUGUGAGUGUGUGUGUGUAGGGGAUCACACCUGGCGAUGCUCAGAGGCUACUUCUGUCCCUGUACUCAAGAAUUACUCCUAGCAGUGCUCAGGGGACCUAUAUGGGAUACCAGGAUCGAACCUGGGUCAGCGUGUGCAAAGCAAACGCCCUGCGUGCUGUACUAUUGCUCCGGCCCCUCCAUCACUUUUGGCUUGUUGAGAAUCAAAGCAUGUAACCCAGUUGCUUUGUGACAGAUGAUCAAAACAUGUGCUCUGGUUGGUCAGUUGGAUAAGCUAGCGACUUCUAGCCCUCUUGGUGUACAACCCUUUCCUGUUAACGUAGGAGCUCAGUGAUUUGGUAUGUAGGGAAAGCAAAAUCUAACAUUGUCAAAUGAGACUGUCAGGGCAAGGCUUAUGCGGCACAGAUAUCAAGAUUAACAUACGGGGGGGGGGGGGCGGGCAGGGGGAGAAUUAGGACAUGUCUGGCUCCCUUUCCACUACUGCUGCUCUCUUCUCUCCAGCUGCUUUGAGCUUAGAUUGUUUGAGCUCAGAUUGGCCAGAGAAACCAGGAUUUCUGUUAGAGCAUUUUGGUGCUGAGACUGGGCCUCUGGUGAUCAAAGAGAUUGUCUCUGGUAGGACUGGAAAGUAGUGUCUAAAACUUCUCUUAGUCCCAGGGCGUCAAAAAAACCCUUGGAUUUGGGGUUAUAUAGACAGGUUAUAUGCCUGGAUGCUGGAGCAACAUACAUUGUUUUAUGAACCUCAAAGAACACUUUUCUCCAAGUUAAUGUUCUUAUUUUUAAAAGUACUUACAUGCACUUACUAUGUACCCAAUAUUAUUCUAAGCACUUUACAAAUAUUAGCUCAUUGCCCCAGGAACCUGAUGAUUGGAUACUGUUAUCUGCCCCAUUUUUCAAAUAAGAGUUUGGAAGUUUGACAAAGUCAGUAACUUGCCCCCUAUGACCAAGGCUCCUUGGUGGGGGGCAAAGAUUCAUACCUAACAGGCUGGCUCCUCCCUCAAUCAUUUGACCACUGCACUCAGCUGGGUUUUUCUCCCAGUUUAUAUUAAUUCGCACCUUCUUUCACCCUCCCCGUGGGUAAACCUCAGCAGCUAGAUUGUAGUAUCAUUGUUCAAGUGUAUUUCCUGGCUCUCUGUUCCAAGGUUCCCUCAUAACCAAAGACUCGUCCAUACCUGUACAAAGGUCAUGGGUAUCCUGUACCACUGCCAAAAAGCUGUGACCCGCCUUGAUGCACCUUUGCUCUGAAAUGAUGCCUUAGUGACUGAGAAAGAUUUGCAGCUUUCAAGGUUAACCGUUAUUAUAUUUGCUCUUAGAACCAUGGUGGUUGAAUAGCUGGGGUUUGGAGGAAGGAAAGCACUGUCUGAAGACCUGUUGUUCCUGAGACAAUAGUAGGGGGAGGAAAUUUGGGGGUAUUUCUAGAAUUUGUGAUUCCCAGUAUUGAUUUUCAACUCAGUAGUGACAAUUUGUGUACAUGGGAACCUCUGUUUAGGCUCUGAACUGACAGAAAUUAAAAUAUAGAGCAAUGCCUGUGCUGAAAUGAUACUUUUCACUUUGGGGAUUGAUUGGGGGGAGGGUUGAGAAUGGGGGAGGUUCCCUGCAAUUUUAAAUUAAGAGUGUUAAUGUGUACACAACCUACUUUUUAUGCCAAAUAUACUAAACGUUGUUGGUGCUCAAUGAAUUGAUUUCCUUUAAGCUUCUUGAAUAACCGUUUAAAGGGUCCCUUGCUGUAACACUGCAUUCUUCUUGUUUAAUUCUAUUUCCAAAAUUGGACAAUAGUUUCAAAAGAGUCUCCAGUGCUUGGUCUAAUGCCUGACACAUAGUAGGCACAAUUAAAUUCAAUAUGAGUAUCUCAUGCUACAAUUUUAGUGCUAAGUGGAAGGAGUAAUUGUGUUGUUAUACAAACAUAUUUUGAUAAAUGGGUGUUUCAAUGCAUAAAGGCGCACAAAAAUUUCACAAGAUUUUUUGGGGGGAGGACAGGUCAGUGACAACCCCAAGAAUCGAAGCUGUCAUUCUGUUUUGUGGAAGCCAAGAAAGAGGAUAUUAAUGAAAAGUUAAUUAUGGAUUCGGCACUAGAAUAUUCUAUUCCAUUGCAAAGUGUUUGAGCAGCCCUUAGCUCUUUUAUUUUCUGUCUUUCCUGGACUAUUGUGAGGGUAAUCUUACAGAUAUUAGAGGAAAUUCUUUUCUUCCCAACCAUUAUGAGCAUUGUAAAGUAUAUCUAGAAAACCUUUCUUUUAAUGGACUUUUUAUUCUAAUGAUAAUUGUACCUUUAUCUUUCAAAAGCGGAUAUUUCCUACCUUAAGUGUCUCUCCCCAAAAUAUCUUAUUAAAAUCCCACAAAAAGAAAAGGGAAAAGAAAGCCUAGAGUAUCAAUUCCAAGCAAGUGAUUGAAAUCUCUCCCAAAUAAUUAUAAUUAUAGCUUAUAACAUCUUCAGAGAGAGAGAGAGAGAAAGAGAGAGGCUGGCACAGUUUACCCCAUAAUCUAAUUUCAGGGAGGGGGUGGGGGUUGGGGUGUGCUUUAUUUUAACAGUCAUCAAAAUCAACACUAAGACCUUUACUUUCAGAGGGUUUAUUGAGAAACUCAAAUGAAUGUACUUUUUUAAUUAAUAGUAUUAGGAGAGCACAGCUUCCUAUGCUGUUGAGUCACCCUGAAUUCUAGAAUUCUUUCCUGUGGUCUCAUUUAAACCAUGCUGGUUGGUAACCACACCUCAGACCUAAACAGUCAAAGAACAAAAAAGGGAUUUGCAUUUUUAAAAAACAACUGGUUUCUACUUUCUUAAAGGAUUAAAUAAAGGGAAUGUCUUGUUUUUAAUUAGGCACUUUGCCAACCUGAGUUGGAAAUUCCAUUGAGAUACUGAUUGACCCCAACUGCCAGGUCUAAAAGUUCAAAGGAAGAAGUAAAGCUUUAUGCUCAACUUUGUUGCCCCGUGAUGGGAUUUUACUCCUUGUAUGUCCCUUUCCAAGAUAAAUAGAAUCCGUUACCGCUUUAUCUUAGAAUCACACAUAGAAAAGUAUAGAAGAAAGAAGACUGUUAUUUUUUCCCUACAAGGUACCUGAAAACAUACAGAUUUCUAUGUUAAAAUUUGUCUUUUUAUCUCAACACAAUUAUGGGGGAGGGGAUUAAAUAGCUUGAAUAUGUUAUAAUUUUGUAGAAAUUAUGCAUCUAUUUUUUCCUAACUUGUUUUUAUAUAGUAAUAAAAGUUAUUUUGGAAACUGG